AUGCCCGCAUGUUUUGCCUUUUUCUUCCAAUCCCCGCUCAGUCUUCUGUUUGAAUUUGAAUCCUCCGCCCUCCUGACUUUCCGCAUUCUGCGAGAACCUCCUCGGCUGACUCUUUAUCUUUCUUCCUUGUGUUUUCAGUUCGACCCGGAUUUCCAAACGCCUCUAAUUUUAGGCGAGACGUUGGAUCUCUCGGACUCUGAGGAGACACAGUUCGUCGGUGCGUUUUCAGACGGCCUGUGGGCCAAGUCUGAGCCCUUUCUGUCUAUGUCUAAUUACCAGAAGCCCGCUGCUGGCGCCGUACUUGACUACGCUUCAACACGGUCUCUGCAUGAUGCUGGUUCAUAUUCGGCCUAUGGCCAGUCCCCAUACGUGACAGCUUCCCUUGUUCCCUCACCAAUGGGUGACCAGGCCAGCCAAGCUUCCGACUGUGUUCCUUAUCUACAGGGUAACGAAUAUGCCAGUUCGUACGACGAAGCUCCUUCUCCUAUAAUGGCUACAGGAUCUCGACCUCUGCCUGAGAUCAUUAGCUAUCGUCCUCAACGUGGCUCCGAGGGUACAAGGGUGACGGUUUAUAUCCAGUCGCCUUUUGAUUUGCACAGCUCCAAUUAUGGUAGUCUGUAUUUGAUUUUUGGCUCCAAGCGCUGCGAAUGUAUUCCCACAUUCUGCGGAUUCCAGGGCUCUGCUUUUCAGUACUGCCUCUCGCUUGUCCUGGAGACCCAGGGUGACUGCCAACCUACUACACUCCAAGUUGGUGUUUACACUUACGAGCAUGUUCCUCACGCUUCUCCCGUCGCGGAUUCUCGCAAGAGGAAGCUGUCAACCUACUCAGAUAACCCUAUCUCCGCGCCUGCCAAGCGACCAGCCCCUGGACCCGUUGUGAUGCCCAAGAUUGAGCCGCAAGAUAGCUACUCCUACCGCGAUAACCGCUCCGGAUCCUUCUCGCCCUAUCUGCAACCUCUGCCGGCUAUGUCUGGAUUCGUCACCCCAUUUCAUGCCGCCUCCUCUCCUCGCACCGCAUCUGGUUGCUACUCAGGCGUGUCUGUUGCUCCCCAGUCGGCGGCAAUCCGUGCUCCUUCUCCCCUGACACCUGGCUGGAGCCCCUCCUACUUGGCUGUCUCUGGUGAUGGUAGGGCUCCUGGCAUGUCCGUGGUCCACGGCAUGGCUCAGCACAGAGGACCUUCGCCUAUGCGCUCCUCCAACCCGACCCUUAUCCGUACCUCCACCCUACAGCAAGCCAACGGCCUCACUCAAAACCAGUCAUUCAAUCCUUACGCAAUCUACCCUACCAAGGCCAUUCUCAAGCUCAGUGGCGAUCUGGAUGGCAUGGCUGAGGGCUGGAGCAAAGAUGAGCAGGUUGUUCAGCGCCGUCUCGUGGAGUUUACCCGGACGCAGACUGGAAGCACGAUUCACGCUGAUUUCAAGCCUGUUGCUCCUGAGAAGCGCUCGCCAAACAGCAUUUGCAUCAGCUGCAUUAGCUGGGAUGGAAAGGAUGAGUGCUUCGUUACAAGCGUGGAUACUAUCUACUUGCUUGAGUCGCUCGUCGGGGUUCGUUUCACCGUUGAGGAGAAGAAUCGAAUUCGCCGAAAUCUGGAAGGCUUCCGCCCUCUUACAGUGUCCAAGGCCAAGCAAGACAGCGAAGAGUUCUUCAAGGUCAUCAUGGGCUUCCCUAACCCUAAGCCCCGCAACAUUGAGAAGGAUGUCAAGGUCUUCCCUUGGAAGAUUCUGAGCCACGCCCUGAAGAAGAUCAUCGGGAAAUACUCUGCUAGUUACUCUUCCACCGCCGGUGCUCUGCCUACACCGAUCACAAACUACGCCAGUCAUGGCACGGGUUCCGACUCGGGCACCGAACCUCACACCGCUGCUUCCCCCCAAUCAGUGUCUGAUUCUGGGCCGGCUCAUAAUUAUGCUCACACCAUGGGCGCCCCCGUCUACACACAAGCCGAUCAUCCGUCGCUGACAGCGGCUCCCGAUCUACGAUCGGUGAUGCCUGCUCACAGCCAGCCAUACAGUUCAGUGGGCGGAUACUCCUAUCCAGCGAUCUGUCAGCCGCAGCAUACCCACAGUCUAGUUGCUCCGACGCCCCGGUCGGCAUGGGACAUCCAUGGACUGGGCUCUGCUGCUCCUGCAAGCACUGCAGCGCCAUCCAAUGCAUGCUACAGCUACAUGGAUCCCGUGUACCCGCUGCAUGACUCGGCGCACGGACAAUAA
Molecule: messenger RNA, 2208 nt
Organism: Penicillium cosmopolitanum
Lineage: Eukaryota; Fungi; Ascomycota; Eurotiomycetes; Eurotiales; Aspergillaceae
Gene: medA
Product: transcriptional regulator medA
Exons: 4
Coding region: 1-2208 (735 amino acids)
Cellular component (GO): nucleus
Source: RefSeq, a predicted model, not a curated record